GACCUCCGGCACAUCCAGAACGAGAAGCAGAAAGCGAACGAUUCCUUUCUAAUAGGGCCACACCCCAUCCAGGCAUCACGCGCUGCUCUCGGAAUCCUUGAAUGCCACCGUUUCGUAGCGACGCAUAGCCAUGGUAGACGACCGCAGUGGCGUCACGCUCCCCGGUCCGCCGACUGGACCGGGGCUGACGGCGCAGGUCCUGCCUCCCUGGCUCUCUUACUCGCCUGUCGCGACGGCAACAUACACCGAGCUGGUGACCCAUACCCGCGUUAUCUACUACCCGAGCGGCACGCGCGCACCGACGCAGUCGCUCAUCACCACCACCGAGGUGAAGACGAGCACGCAGUUCAGCAUUCACUACGUGCCCCUGCUGUACGACGGCCCCAGCCCACCCCCGCCGCUCGGCACCCUCUUCACCACAGCUAACCAGGCCAGUGUGCACAGCCAGGGACAGGGGCAGCCAACACAGAACCCGCAGCCGACAGGCAGCCCUGGACAAGGGCAAGCGCCAGAGCACGGAGGGGUGGGCAACGGUAACGGUACUGGCAAUGGAAACGACAGUGGUAACGGGGCAGGAGGAACAAGCACCGGAUCAGGUGCCGGUCAAGGUAAAGGCAAUGGUUCUGGCUCAGGGAAUGGCCAAGAUGGCAACGGUGCUCAACCGGCCGGCAGCGACCCGACGCCCUUUACUCCGAACGGAAAUGCCUCCGUGCAGCCAGCAGUCUUCACCGAAAGUAUCACUGGCGUCAUUCCAACAGCAUCCGCAGAGGCAAUUACCGAAGGCCAACACGCCGCAUCAGGCGUCACGGUCUUUAGCGGCGCAAGCGUACCGUACCAAACUGCCAGCGUCACGGUCAUUGCAGGCUCCUUGUACACGCUCGCGACCGAGCCCUCGGGCAGCACCUUCACGCUUGACACUGGCUUGUCGACCGCCCCGCCAAGCAGCGCGACCUCGAUUCCGGGCACUGCGAUCAUCAGCAGCAACCAACCACAAAGCUCGCCCACCAGCGCCAGCGGUGCGGGCAGCGUCAGUGCCGACGGCCUGCCUGGCAGCAAAAUGCUGUCCAGAGGCCAGAUCGCCGGUAUCGCCAUUGGCGUGCUCGUGCUGCUUGUGCUCCUCGUUCUGCUGGCGUUCUGCUGCGCGCGCCGCCGUCGGAAACGCGCCGCGUACACCGAGCGCGACCGGUACAUGAGCGUCGCGAGGCUGUAUGCGGAGAAGGAACCUGAAGGCGCCAUGGCUGCUGGCCAAGCCGGUCCAGCGUCCGGCGGCCGGAAUGGCUUCUUCCGACGGUUCGGCCGCGCUGGUGCAAAAGGCCUGUAUGCAGCCCUCGGUGCAGCGACGACCGGAAGCGGUAGACUUACUGCUGCUGCGGUCAGAGGCGGGCGCGGCAGCCUCGGGAGCUGCGAGUGGGAGGAAGACCAGCUGACGGACCGCAGCAACAACAGUGGCUUCCACAUUGUCGGCGGCGUGCAGUCACACGAACGCCAUGGCCACGGACACGGACACAGCGCCGCAGAUCCGUUCGCGGACGGCGUGCACAACAUCCCGCAUGCGUCCAACGGCAACGGGGGCGGCAGCAAAAGCGCGCGGCCGACAAGCUUCACGGGCCGCAUCGCCGCUGCUGGCGUUGCGAGCGCAGUCGGUGUCGGCGCGCUGGCCAGCGCGCUGGGGCGCAAGGCGAGCCGCCGCAAGCCCGUGCCGACGUACACGUACGAAGACGUCGCCGAGCGCGACCAUGAUGACUUUGACCCGGACGCGCAGCCGAUCAGCGACGAGGUAGCCGAGAAACACGGCUUGAUGGACGACGCGGGCGAGCACCACUACGGUCGCCACUCCCUGCCCGAGAUGGCGUACGCCCCAAAUCCGUACUCGGCAGGUACUUUCCGCGGACCGUACGAUCCAGCGCUGGCCGCCGAUGCAGGUGCAGCUGCGGGCGGAGCCAUGCUGUACGGCAUUUACCAACAGCAAUGGACCGGCUCCAACGGCUCCGGAAGCGACCACCACCGUCCCAUUAGUGGUGACAACUGGACUUCGUCCGCACACAGCCACAACAGCAGCGCCGCACACAUGGGCUCCGUGAAUGACUCGCCGGUCAGCAGCCGCAACUCGCGCUCGAACACCAGCCUCCCCCCGCCGCCGCGCGCACCGCGCGGCCUGCAAAACGUCGCACCGGCUGCUCCGGAAGACAACGCCUCACUGCCACAGUUUGAGGGCCGCUUUGGCUCCGGCGACAUCAGCGAACUCGCUGGCCUCGCUCCCAAAGGCGACAGUGAGUCCGGCUACUCGCAGGAUAAGCAUACCAGUGCUGCUGCCACGGCCGGCGCCAGUGCCGCUGGCGGCUUUGCACUCGGGCAGCUCGCCGCUGGCCACCGCGACAGCAGCGGCAGCACCUACUCGCGCGGCUACUACCCGAAAGACUCCUCCAACGGCGCGCAUGAGGGUUUCGCCAGUGACGGGACGCGCCACUCUCGCUUCCUCAGCUCCAAUACUCCAUUGCUCGGCCCCAACGCUGCGCGGCCGAGCGCCGGAAAGAGCAGCGCACCCGGCUCUGCGGAAGGCCACGGCCGCCUCGCGACGAUCGCCAGCGUCGGCGAGUUUGGUGAGCGCAGCUCGAUGACCUCGCCUUCGGGUCCCGCGCCGUCGUCGUCCAAUCCCCGGACCCUGUCGAUGCACACGCAAAGCAUGCAGCCAACGCAGACCGACCAGCAUGAUCGCACCCACGAUUCCGAAUUCGGCCGGCCGUCGCGAGAUACAUUCGGACCCACCGGUUCUGGAAGGAGCGGCGAGGAGCCAGCCGUGAGCGGUGCCGUUGGAUUCUUUGGCGGCCUUGCAGCAGGCUGGCGCACCUUGACGGGCAGUGCGCCCCAGUCGUCCCAGACAAUGCGCAAAUCACUGCCAGAGGCACGCAGCCAGCAGGCUAGCGUGCAUUCAAUGUCCAACGGUGAUAGGUCAGGCUCGUUGCACCAGACGGGUUCCAUCGUAAGUCAUGAGAGCGGAGGCAGCGCAGCGCUUGUUGCCGCCCCGCUUCCCGUGCUGGACGGCACGCAGUCAAGCUCGGGUAGCAAUGCGCGCAGCGGCUACCUCGGCAGCUCAUCCGAGGCCGCUGUUUCCCGCUCUGGCAGCGCCAGCCGCAGCGCACAGGCGUCGAGCAGCCGGGGCAGUGCUGCGCAUCAGCGCUCACUCCGCUCUUACUUGAGCGACGGCGACGGUAGCAUAAGCACGGGUGCAGCCAGCUACAGCCCCAGCGGGCCUACCCGCGGCGCUGGGCGGAACAGCGGCUUGACGCGCUCAGCACUGCAACCCGACCACUACAGUCUAGAGAGCGAUGCGACUAGCAGCCGUGCGACCGCGGGCGAGAGUAGCGAGCAUGGCAGCAUGGGUUCGAGCUCAAGCAAGAAACGACCGCGCAGCAACAGUGUUGACAAUACGCGUCUGAGCAAUGUCUACGAGGGUCACGAAGAAGCGAACGACGCAUUCGCAGAUUGCCAGCAUGGCCACUACCCCAGCCGAUCGCUCGGGGACGCCGUCACGCGGCAGGCAACCCGUGAAGCGGAGCUCAGCGCCAGCGUGCUCCUUGGCGGCGCCGACACGACGUCGACGCGGCCGCGCCUGCUGUCAGGUCCGCGCGGACUGAGCGUCGGUACGGCACGCAUGGUGGCACCAGCACUGAGCACGUCUGUCUCGUCGCCCUCCCUGCGCGAGAUCGGUGGACAGCAGGCGCAGGCGAGCUCGUCAACGUCGUCGACAUGGCGGCCGUCGCCGCGCGUCGCUACGGCGUCCGAGCGCGCGCAGCAGGCGCAGGAGACUCUGGGUGCGCAUGCGCGCACCGCGAGGUCUGACGUGACGCAGGGCAGCGGGUCGCGCCUGCGGUUUGCGAAUCCCGAUGCGGACCCCGAAAACGACGUUGCGGGCGCUGCAGACACGGCUAGGGAGGCGGAGGCGGAGGAGGAUAGAGAACACGGCGGCACAGGCGAGCAUCUAGCCUGGCCGAAGUUCCUCCGCUUCUGAUGAUAGUCUGCGCUCCCGCGCUGGGCAUGCACCGUCAGCCAAAAAAGACACGGGACAAUCGUAUCGUAAACGUUCUGUAUGUACAAUUUUCUCCAUUUCUCUCGCUCGCUUCCUUUUUAUCUAUUGACGACUCGACACACGACAAGCCAGCUCCGGGUGCGCAUCAGCUAUCUCCCCCGUUGCAGCAGAUUACGAUGCGCUCUGCCUUCCUCCCCUUGGGGAUCU
This is a messenger RNA of Tilletiaria anomala UBC 951, 4234 nucleotides long. RefSeq lists its product as uncharacterized. Lineage: Eukaryota; Fungi; Basidiomycota; Exobasidiomycetes; Georgefischeriales; Tilletiariaceae. The coding region runs from base 131 to 4009 and encodes 1292 amino acids. The record is from RefSeq and is a predicted model, not a curated record. The transcript is spliced from 2 exons.